AUGUCCCAGCCUCGCUGGGCGGCCGCCCAAGCUCCACCACCAUGGGCGCUCAAUGCCUCCCGCUCGGCAGUCAUCUUCUUGACGGGCCUCGGUGGGAGCACGCUCCCCCUGUGUCUCGGAACCGGGCAGUCAUCGGCACUCGAGCUUGGCGUGGCGUUCAGCGGCGGUGUGUUCAUAGCGGCGGGCUUCUGCCACCUGCUCCCGGAUGCGACUGAGGCUCUCUCCGACGCAAUGGGGAUAGACUACCCCGUGGCGCCGCUGCUGUGCAGCCUGGGCAUGCUGGCGAUGCUGAUCAUCGACCAGCUGACCACGCGAGCGAUUGCGAAGCGGGGCACCGCCCCGGCGCCGGUAAGGCUCUCCGACGAAGACGAGGCCGAGCCCGCCGACCACGCGCCAGGCGAAGAGGUGGUGCCACUCCUCAGCUCCGGGCUGAUCCCGUCGAUCAUCCUCUUCAGCGCGCUCUCCUUCCACUCGUUGAUGGCCGGGCUGUCGCUGGGCGUGAGCGAUCAGACGGCGUGGGCCAUCUUCAUCAGCAUCCUCGCCCACAAGGCCUUCGCGGCCUUUGCCCUGGGCGCCAGCUUCGUGAGGCAUCUGGCCGUGUCUAGACGCACGAUUGCCUGCUGGAUGCUCGCCUUCUCCGUCACGACGCCGACAGGAGUGAUGCUUGGGACUGCGCUCACAACGGUGGCGGACAAUGCGCUCACCGGGGCGCUAACCGCCGUCGCCGCCGGCACCUUUCUGCACGUCGGCCUGAUAGAGGUGGCGCAGCGCGAGCUCGCCAAGGCGGAGCACGUGUGUGGCAGCAUGCUGAUGCUCCUUCUGGGCUUCUCGUUGAUGGCGCUGCUGGCGCUGUGGGUAUGA
Molecule: messenger RNA, 861 nt
Organism: Emiliania huxleyi CCMP1516
Lineage: Eukaryota; Haptophyta; Isochrysidales; Noelaerhabdaceae
Exons: 2
Coding region: 1-861 (286 amino acids)
Biological process (GO): zinc ion transmembrane transport
Cellular component (GO): membrane
Molecular function (GO): zinc ion transmembrane transporter activity
Source: RefSeq, a predicted model, not a curated record